Messenger RNA from Mesorhabditis spiculigera, 198 nucleotides. NCBI's taxonomy places the organism in Eukaryota, Metazoa, Nematoda, Chromadorea, Rhabditida, Rhabditidae. The record is from the annotation of a GenBank genome assembly.
AUGUUGGCCCGGCGCGAGCUCCUCGUCCGCUUUGCCGUCCUCUUCAUCGGCUACGGCUUCACAACGUUCUGCCGGCGAGUCGUCUUCAUCUUUCUCCAGGCUCUCCACGAUGACCUGGGGGUGGAUAAGGGGAGACUCGAUGAAUUUGAGUGGAGACUAGCAGCUCUGAUUCAACCAACAAAAGUGCCGACGUCUAGC